AAUGAGUUGCUGAUGCGAGGAUGAUUCACACGAUGUGUGCUUGGUGUCCGAUAAACACAAGGGAAAAACCAAAGCACGUUUAAUUUUAUAUGCAGAAUCGAGUUAGAGCUUUCAUACCAGUUUGUUGGUGAUUUGUAGUGCUUUCAAAGUCGUAUUCACUCACGAUGAGAGGAGAAAGAAUAAGUCGAAAACCUCUUGCUCAAUGGCGGAGAAAACCCGAUCGAUCGCUGUGAAUUUGGAAUAUUGUUAAUAGAUGUCAUUAUAACGGAAGGUUUUAUUCCCAGUAGUGAACCCCCAUGUCGCGUCCCCAGGGACGAACCACCCAUGGGCACAAGGAGGAACAGUAUGUGGGCCCCUACAAGUUGGAGAAGACCCUGGGAAAAGGUCAAACGGGUCUGGUCAAAAUGGGAAUUCACUGUGUCACAGGAAAACGAGUGGCCAUUAAGAUUGUCAACAGAGAGAAACUCAGUGAAUCUGUUCUAAUGAAGGUUGAACGAGAAAUAGCCAUAAUGAAGUUGAUAGAGCACCCCCAUGUUCUAGGUCUUUUUGAUGUGUAUGAAAAUAAAAAAUAUUUGUAUUUGGUUCUGGAGCAUGUGUCGGGAGGUGAGCUGUUUGAUUACCUGGUUAAAAAGGGUCGACUCACUCCCAAAGAGGCUCGCAGGUUCUUCCGUCAAAUCAUCUCAGCUCUAGAUUUCUGUCACAGUCAUAAUAUAUGUCACAGAGACCUAAAGCCAGAGAAUCUGUUACUAGACGACAAAAAUAACAUCAGAGUGGCCGAUUUUGGUAUGGCUUCUCUGCAGGUGGAAGGUUCCAUGUUAGAAACCAGCUGUGGCUCUCCACACUAUGCCUGUCCAGAGGUGAUUCGGGGUGAAAAGUAUGAUGGAAGGAAAGCGGAUGUAUGGAGUUGUGGAGUUAUACUCUAUGCUUUACUAGUUGGAGCUCUUCCUUUUGAUGACGACAAUCUUAGGCAGCUUCUUGAAAAAGUGAAGAAGGGAAUAUUUCACAUUCCACAUUUUGUCUCCCCUGACUGUCAAAAUCUGCUUCGAGGAAUGAUAGAAGUUAGUCCAGACCUCCGAUUAACAUUAGAACAGAUCCACAAGCAUUCUUGGGUUGUAGUGGGUUCAAAACAAGAUUAUGAUAUGGAAUUACCUGUCAUGCAAAUUGUUCAGACCUCUGUGUUGCCCUCUGUGGAGGACCUUGACCCAGAUGUUCUGUCCACCAUGAACUCUCUACAGUGCUUCAAGGACAAAGACAAACUGGUCCAGGAACUUCUUAAUUCAAAACACAAUACAGAGAAGGUGGUGUACUUUUUGCUGUUAGAUCGUAAACUCAGGAACCCUAGCAUUGAAGAUUCCCACGAUAUAAGACUUCGCUCAGAAUCAGCUGACCCUCCUCGGAAGCGUGUGGAUGCUGUACAACUGAAUCAUCAAAAUGGAGGACAACCAAGACUAUCACUAGGAAGCAUCAGUGAAGGUUCACCAGUAGCGUCUCGCCGAGCACUUGCUGUACAGAGAGUCCGAAAAGCAAGUUUAUCCAGCAGCCCUAGCAGUUCCCCAAUUUCCAGUGUGAGAAUCCCUGCCAGGGGCCCCACACACAGCCCCUCAGCCACACCCCCAGGAUCCCCCUCCAUUCAAAACAACCCCUGGAGAUCCCGGCUUCACACCAUCAAAAAUAGCUUAAUGGGCUCUCCUCGAUUCCACAGGCGAAAACUCCAAGGUAUUCCAUAUGGUAACCAUGGUAAUGGGUAUUAUAAGGAGGUAGCUUCGCCACUGUUGACAGUGCCUACAGAAGAUAUCUCCAUGACACCAGACUCCUCCCCAGAGAUGACAAAGAAAUCUUGGUUUGGGGCCCUGAUGGGGAGUGAGAGGGAGGAGCAUCACUUUAUCAUGGCCCAGGAUAAACCCCUCAGUCAGGUCAAAGCUGAUCUAGUCCACGCUCUGCUCUCGACUGCAGACCUGAGUCACAGUGUCAUGUCUGCCACUUCAUUCAGAGCAGAGUACAGAAGAUCCGGAAGUUCUGCCAUGUUUUCCAGAAAUGUCCGAUUUCAAAUGGACAUAACUCCAACACACGGUGGAAAUCGGGAUAGCGUUAUGUACUGUCUCACAUUCACACUUAUAUCAGGGCCCUCCCGACGCUUCAAAAGAGUAUGUGAACACCUCCAGACAUUAAUGCUGGGGCCUCGAGGUGAUGCACUGAACCAGCGUAAGAUCAGCACAGACAGUGCCUCCUCCUAUACCUCAGAAACGGGGGAAUCCCCACGACACAGCAGUUCAACUAGAGAAAAUGGCGAAGAGGAGGUAUUUGAAAGAUAUCCAAGUUAUAGAAAUUCAAAGACACCAACUCCAACAAGAAGAGAGGUUCCUCGUGUAAUUACAAACGGCAAACGGGCCAUAGUGGACCACAGCUUUAGGAAAGACAAACUCUGACACCUCAGACAUAAUGUAGCCCUGUCUAUACUUCCUCUGAUGUCUUUAGAUGAUUGACUGUAUCUACUAGACUUAAUAGUACACUGCCAAUAAAGAAAUGGCCGUUCUGAAUAGGGAUUACUGUGAUUAUUGGAGUGAAUUCAAUGAAAUUGCAGAAGACUGUGAAUAUGUUUAAUAGCUAAUGAAAGGCAAGUAUUAUAUGUGAUUUUUUGACUUUGUUUAACUGUCAUACAUCUUAGGUUGCUUUUUAUUUGUAUGAGUACCUAAUCAUUAAAGCAAAUUAUUAUAGUUAAUUACUGCAACCUUUUUUUUAUCCAUCAUCUCACAGAGUCACGACUGAUAGUAUUUGUAGUUCAACAUAUGUGCUGAAUUUUAAAUAUGCUAAAAUAUGUAUAAUAUUGAAUGUUAAGUUAUAUGAAAAAAGAGCGAAAGUUUGCGGAGGUACCCACACUUUAGUGAGUGAUUGUAAUGAUAAUUGCUGACACUCCAGUACAAAACCCAAUAUAAGAUACACAAUAGUAAUUUCAGCAUUGUACACAAGGAGAUUUUUAAGAACCUUUUUACUUUUGCUCAAGUGCAGUACAAAAUGAUUUUGCUUUUGUUUAAAACUAGCCGGAUGUUUUCCCAGUUACAAAGUAAAGAAGUGUGCUUGUUGUUUCAUUGACUUAAUUUACCCAUUGACAACAAAUGUGUUAAGGGCAAACAUGAAAUGGAAGGAAAAACAGUAAAGAUUCACUUAAUUGAAGUCAUUUUCUGUGAUUAGAUAAUGUGCUUGAUAUUGCAAUAGAAUUUAGUGAUGAUUUUUUUUUAAAUUCUAGAACAGUAAAUUAUGUUGAUGUAUGGCAUCUAUUUUGUAAUCAAGUUCAUAGUAACACUAUAAGAGUUAACCAGUUAUUUCUGUGUGAUAUGAUGUGAUAACCCUGAGCAGGAAUGGAAUCAUCAAAAAUGUUAAAGGUGUCAGAAAAGGAAUUUUUAUAUAUCAUACUGUACUAAAUUAUCACUGUAUGCAUGCCAUUAUGAAUAUUUAAAGGUAGAUGUUUGCCAAAUACAUGUACCGUUUUGAAUUUUUAAUGUGAAGUAACAAAUGUGCUAAAUAAACUUCUUUUCAUUGUAAUUGUGUAACAUUGGCUCUUGUAAUAUAACAUUUUUGCAUUGUCGUUUUGAUCAUCAUUUCAUCAAACCACAAUAUGAUUUUAUUCUCUAUGUCCUCUUCAAGUCUAAUACAUUUCUGAGGACAUUUUCUUUGAAAUAGAUUUUUUUGAACAUUGCAACUAUGAUUCUUUUUUCAGUAAUCUUCAUAUAAUUUAAGGGUAAAUGCCAUGAACAUAUAUUAUGAAUUAUAUUUUAUCAUACUGAACAGUUGGCAUGCAACAUUAUCUUAUGUUCAUUCCAGCAGGGCACUUUGUGAUGUAAAGUCUUUAUGUUUCUUUCACCAUGUCUGAAAAUAAAAUAAAAAACAAUAAAGACUACCA
Molecule: messenger RNA, 3898 nt
Organism: Saccostrea echinata
Lineage: Eukaryota; Metazoa; Mollusca; Bivalvia; Ostreida; Ostreidae
Product: serine/threonine-protein kinase BRSK2-like
Exons: 20
Coding region: 297-2426 (709 amino acids)
Biological process (GO): intracellular signal transduction; protein phosphorylation; microtubule cytoskeleton organization
Cellular component (GO): cytoplasm
Molecular function (GO): tau-protein kinase activity; ATP binding; protein serine/threonine kinase activity
Source: RefSeq, a predicted model, not a curated record